CCGUGUGUUUAUAUCUGACACCUGACGGCGUGUUGCUUUCUCCGUGCCCCUGAUCACGACCACUUCGACUGCAGACCAGCGACUCUCCCGCUUUAUGGAAACCGAGGCUGUGCGUUCUGUUGUGGUCAUGCUGCCUCCCAAGAACUGCCUCCCGAGGAACUACAGCUGCAUAGCUGGGUUGUUCGGGAGCUUGACAGCAGACCCGAGACUAGAAGACGAAGAGGGGAUGGAGCUGAACGGAACAAGCGAGACCAUCGAGAUGCACCAUGUGGUGGAUGAGAGACCAAGAGGCCGGGAAUCCUUCCUCAAACCCCCGCAGAGUCCGAACCUACGCCGGAGGUGCAAGUCUCUGCCGACCCCCAUAGAGAGAGCGAAGCUUGAGAUCUCCCGCAGCCGGAGUCCCUGCAGCCAGAAAAAGGUCCGUUUCGCCGACUCUCUGGGUCUGGAGCUCACCUCUGUGAAGCACUUCAAUGACACAGACAUGCCCGAUGUGCCGGAGCGCAUAAUGGCCAGAUUCGACAGGGGUCCCCUCCAUCUGAACCCCUUUGACAAGUUCCCCAGGGCACCGACCAACCAGUCAAGUUUUAUGGAGCUGCAAUUCAAGAACCCCGGGACCCUGCCAGGCUUUACUGAGAAAGUGAAAGAAGUGAAAGUGUUGUUGGAGUGUGCUGAAGCCGACGAGUUCAGUCUGUCGGGCUUCGUGCGGGUUUUGAACAUGGCUUUCGAGAAAAGUGUAUAUUUGAGGUUCUCAAUCAACAACUGGAUAACCUUCAUGGACAGUCUGACAUCAUAUGUCCCAGAAUCAAGCGACGGUGUGACAGACAAAUUCUCCUUUAAGAUAAUCACCCCAACAACGUUUCUGGAGAGCGGAGGCACAUUCCAGUUUGCCAUUAGAUACUGUGUUGGUGGAGAUGAGUAUUGGGACAAUAAUAACGGGGUCAACUACAAAGUGCGACGCCACAGGUUUAAGAUUUCCCCACCCCGUGAGUGGGAGGACGGCUGGAUUCACUUCAUCUAACCUGCAUGCGUCCUUGGCGUUCUCACCAGCGCACUGUGUGUGUAAAGCACGCAAUCUCACAACGGGCACGGCUUUACCAUAAUAAAGAAUAGGGCUACCAUAGGCUAUACCCUCUACACAUUGUGUUAAUGGUCCAACUGCCGUGUCCAGCUGUAAACUCAGUAAUCUUUUACAUAGUUUUUUUCACGACCGUCACAUUGAUUUUGUUUCAUGUCAUUAUGUUUGACAGAUUUGACAGAAUUGAAAGACAAGCCAUUCAUUAGGUGUCCGCCGUGAGAGGUAAAUCUGCUGUAUGAUAAUUAGCCUUGGUGUUGUGCCCUUAGGUGUGGCACGAAUAUACUCUUAUGUAAUGCAGGGACAUGUGCCAUUGAAAACGUGCCAGGAAUAUACCCCAUUUAAGCGUCACUGUCCCUCUCUAAAACGCAGCGAUACUCUCUUCAAUCCCCACUUUUGACUAUUUCAUUAAACAUCUUGUGCGAUGUCUUAACUGUCAACGACUGCUUAUACAAAACUGAAGAAAAUGGUUAUGAAAAACACUAAGACAGUCUUCUCUCUGUUUAUUUCCGAUAGCAUGGGACUGUGCUCACGUGCAUCCCCCUGUGUACCUGUCAUGCCGGAUUUCAAUCCGAUUCUCUCCUCUGAAAACUCCAGCGGGUGGGGCAGGCCAAAGCUCAGUCACAACAAUAUUCGCACUGGAUCAACAAAGGAAAUAUCAAAUUGUCAUUUGUUUUACCAAUUCCUCAUCUUUUCAUCUUCUUGGAUCUGCCUUAUAACUAAAGGGGAACGCUGCUGUGCUUUUAUCUUGAUCAAUAUUGGGUGUAUUCAGUUUUAUAACUAUUUGAACAUGAAUAUUUCAAUGUUGGGGAAAUGUUUAAACCCUCUCUAUAGCACUGCUCCACGAGAUGAUGAUAGAAAAAGGAAAUCAUCCCACGAGCCUUGUUCGCUGGUUAUAAAUGCACCAGAAUAUUUUCUCCAGAGGAUGGUAACCAAUAGCAGGAGAGUAGACUGUGUCAGAGUGGAGCCCUACAGUCUAGCAGUAUGCUAGCCUAUUAGGAUGCUCUGGUAUGACCCCAAACAUGUUACAUAAUAAUAUGUGGAUCUUUACCACUCUCAAAUGCCAAAUAAUGCAUAUGCUAUAUGCAUUAUUUUAAACUAGAGGACAUGUAUAUUUGACAACAACAAAAAACUAUUGUACAGAACAUUUUGUACAGGAUCUUAUGCUAGAUCUUUCUCUGCAGUGCAGCCUGCAUGUAUCUGACAGGUGAUAUUUUACAAUAUUCCUGUUGUGACACUCUUGAUCUCAACCAGUCACAAUAAUUCACCAGGUGUCUUGUAAACAAUAGUUGAGGAUAGCUCUAACCCUAAGGUCCACUGCAGAGUCAGUCACCACUGCCUCACCCAUACAGUAUCUCUACCUUCUUCAAGGUUGAGCUUUAAUGACAAAAUCCACAGGCAUAUCACUCCAUUUUAUAACUGUUAUUACACAAUGAUAAAUUACAGAGACAGAUACUGUUGGACUUUUGUUUCUGUUCCUUGUUGGACCUGAAAUGCAACUGUUCCUGUGGAAAAUUAUACAUUUACCUCAGAUCGUUUCUAGAGUGCGGACCUGACGAUCUUCCAAAAAUUCCAGGUUUCUCUCCUUUUAUUCAGGUUGAACAAAACAAAACAUUAUUUUUUUAUGAAGUACAGUAGAACCAAAAUAGUCAAACUCACGCCAUUUUUAAAACACAUCCAGUCCAGUAAAACAGUAGCAUUUCAUUGUCAGUAUUUUGUAAAUAACUUCCACUGUGCAAUGUUGUAUUUUACAGUAGGACUAUGGUGAUGACAGCAUCUAAACUACUUUUACUGAUUUCAAAGUUGUAGUGUUAGACUUGGCUGAUGAUAUAGAAAAGAGCCGUGUUUGUUUGGUAGGACUACAUAUUCUACAGUUGAUGCUAUUGCACUGGUGCUUCAUGCUGAAAUCAUUUGUUGACACAUUGGCAUCACAUAAUGCAUGUGUCAAACUCCUUCCACUGAGGGCCGAGUGUCGGCGGGUUUUUGCUCCACCCUUGUACUUGAUUGAUGAAUUUAGGUCAACAAUUAGUAAGGAACUCCUCUCACCUGGUUGUAUUUGACACCCCUGACAUGAGGUGAGUGACCUCAUUAUGGAUGGAUGUCAAACUAAACUUAGGUUAUGUAACGCAACAGCCCACAUUACACAAACGGUUUGUCUACAUGUGUACUGGAUGUACAGCAUGUUUACAUUCGAGUUUGUAUUUAUUUGGGUUGUUAUAAUUUGUGGGAGUUUUCUAUGACGUGAAUGCUUGGAAUGUAUCGAUAUUUUGUUUUGAGUAGGACGCCUCUGAGAGAUCAGCAACUUGGAAUGUAUCUGUUUAGAAAAUGGAAUGCAUCUCUGAGACUAACAAAUGUAGUUAUAUAAUAUAGUUAGUUACUGUUGACUGGCUAUGGUGGUCAGUUAGAAAAGCCUGUGUUUACAUGAUCCAGGACUUGGAGGGAGCUUGGUCAGAUAAUUCAACCCUUGAGAUUUAAAAUGGAAAAUAGACUACUCAUGUGACCACUGAGCAUGUCCAAAUGACUCAAACAAUUUAGCAGAGCUGUUUGGCUUAUAGCAGAGUUGUUUGGUUUCCAGAGCGGUUGGCUCUUUCUAAUAUCUCCAUGGGAAAUCUGUAGAGCCUGGUUGGACCAAAAUAACCGCACUCAUGGUCUCACGUCCACCAUGACAUCAACCGACCUCUAGGGCUGCACGAUAUGGGCAAACAAAUGUAAUAGCGAUUUUUAUUUUUAACAAAUAUGGUUAUUGCGAUUUGACGUGCGAUAAAUAUCAAAAUAUUUGUGUGAACUGUUGGAAUUAUAGAAAUAGUCUGAAUUAUAGCUAAGUGGAAAGCAGCAUCGUUCUUGUUUGGAACAAUUUGUUGACUGCAUUGACCUGACGGAACAACAUGCACAUGUAUAGUUAAUCAUCUAACAGCGAAGGGGAGGAACUGCGCUGCUUGAGUGACAGGGGGCGAGGCUUAGUGUGUGUGUGAAGCAGCCGCAAGAGGAGAAAAAAACGGAGUUAACUCUAAGACCUAAAGUUACUCAAGGCUGAGAUGCGUUUAAAAAAUAUUGCUUAUGAUAUGGAUAUUUUACGAUAUGGAUAUUGCACAUGUCAAUAUGUGAUUUUGAUGUGAAUUCGAUUCAUUGUGCAGCCCACUCUUGAGUUGAGACAUGACCAUUGGUUGACACUGGUUGGCCUCACUGUGUUCAGAAGCAUGCUAGUCUGUGCAGUCAGUGAGUUCCACACACGGCAGCUGUAUCUCCACAAAGACUACUGUGGUCAACAAGAUGUCACGCCUUGUCAGAGAUUGUUUUAUGUUCUUAAGUCUGAUUAAAUAUAAUGGGUAUUUUUCCUCAUGUAGCUUUUUGCUUAUGAUUUCUGUUAACUGUAAAUAUUAUCUCAAUUAGUGUACAUGUAGUACAGUAUGAUUUCACUCAUGAAUUGUUUCAAUCAAAACAUUUCACUUUGUAAAUAUGUGAUGGAGGUAAAGAUGUUUUAUAGGGGAAGGAUGAAAGGCUUCCAGAAACAGACAGUAUAGGGUUUGUUAACACAAUGUGAGCUAUAUGAAUCACUCUAAUAUAUUGUAUCACUCUGCGCCGGAGGGAUACAUCCGAGGUGAGGAUUUACAGAUUUACUCCCGUGUACACCUGUGUCACAGCUGGGGUCCGCCCCUAUAUAUAGACCCCAUGGCCGCGACACCUUCUCUACAUCAUUUUUGAGGCGCCUCUAGCACCGUAGAGGAUUGGAAUGAUCCAUAUAGCUCACAUAACCGUGGUUACAUACGUAACCUUCGUUAUGUUUCACUAUAUUGGAUCACUCCAAUAUAUUGCUAUACAUAUACCAGAUUAGUCAGUGCUAGAGGGACAUGGCCAGCCAGCGGCGAAGUCCCAGUGCGGGACCGAGACGCAGGGGCCGUAAAUGUGGAACGGGGUCCCGGCCCUGUCCCAGGAAGGGGAGGCGACGCCCAGGACUGCUGAACCAACCGCAGAGGGAGGUGCCACAUUUACCCGAUAGUACCUAGCAAAUGUGCAAGAAGAAGCCCAGCUGGCCGUAACACAGAUCUCAGCGAGGGGCUCUCAGUAGAGCCCAGGACGCAGCCACACCUCGUGUUGAAUGUGCUACCACAGAUCCCAGCACUGGCAUGCCAGCCAGGCUGGAUGCUGUCGUAAUCGUGUCCACGAUCCAGUGAGAGAGCCUCUGCUUUGAUUGCCCAGCCCCCGGGACUCUCUCACCAUAGCAGACAAAGAGCUGGUCUGUUGUUCUCACUGACCAUGUUCACUCCACAUAGGCAACCAGUGCACAGCAUGCCAGAGGGAGGCCCAGACUCCCCCACCACUGCUGGGGGGCCGUAAGCAGACAGGAUAAAAAGGGUGUUCACAUGGCUGUCUGACAGAACCUUCAGGGGGAAUGAAGGGUUGGGGCAGAGAGAUAUACUCCUCCCCCCGGGGUCCAUCCGGUAGCACUUAGAACUUACCGAAAGAGCAUGGAGCUCACACCUCUUCAAGAAAGCCACAUUCAUAAAGAGGUGUUUCAGAGAGGCAGACUCCAACGGUUCGAAAGGCGGCUUUGCCAAAGCUGCCAAGACUACAUCCAGAUCCCAGCUCGCCAUUGAGCGGGUCCUAGCUGGACGCAGGCGACGAACACCCUUCAUAAACCUGGAGACCAAGGUAUUGCGCCCCACUGGCCUGUCCAUCCACCCCACAUGGCAGGCAGAUAUAGUGGCUACAUACCCACUCAGUGUAGAGGCUGCCAAGCCCUCAUCCAAUCGAGUGCAGGUAUUGGAGGACAUACUGCACCCCGCAUGACUCGGGCACAACCUUAAUACCAGUGCGCCAAGAGCAGAACAUCCGCCAGUGCAACUGGUAUGCCGCGGUUGUAGCCGGCGCCCUUGCACUCUGCAUGGUGUUCAUUACACCCUCCUGUAGUCCUAACAUGGACCAUUGGUGCCGUUUAGUGGCCAAGCCCACAGACUGAGGUGGUGCGGUCUCGGAUGCCACAGAGUUCCCCCGACCUGAGACAGCAAGUCCAGUCUCAGGGGAAGUUGCCAAGAUGUCCCAGACAACAGAGACAGGAGAAGGCUGAACCAGGGUCAUCUGGGCCAGUAUGGGGCCACCAGAAGCAGACGAUGCUCUGCCAACCUGGUCCUGUCCAGCGCAGCCUGGAUUAGGGGAAAAGGGGGGAAUGCGUAAAGCUCCAGCCCUGGCCAAUCGUGAGCCAGAGCAUCCAAGCCCAGAGGCCCUGGUGGCUCCGACAUUUAGUACCACAGGGGGCAGUGUGCAUUGUCCAGGGAGGCAAACAGGUCCACCUGCGCCCUCCCGAACAUGUCCCACGGGUGCUGCACCACCUGGGGAUGUAGGCUCCAGUCCCAAGAUGACGGGCCCUCCCUCGAGAGCAUAUCCACUGACACACUCAGGAUGUUAGGUACAUGCGCUGCGCGUAGAGAUGCUAGACAGCCCAGAGCUCCCAUGCUAUAAGAUUGAACCAGUGGGACCUCAGUCCACCCUGAUGGUUGAUGUAAGCCACCAAUGUGGUGUUGUCCGUUCUCACCAAGACAUGUCUUCCUUUCAGAUGUGGAAGGAAAGACCGCAGGGCCAUGGAGUCGUAGUGUAAAGCUAACAAAACACAAGCACAACAAACCGCGGGCGGAAGAUACAGAUCAACCGUGUGCAGCAAGUGAUGCACUCAAGAGGAGGGGCUGGCCAUGUGGCCAGCUGCUCCAGGCUGCAAAAUAGCCAGUGAGUAUACCUCCACGCAAGAUAUUACACUUACCAGUGAAUUACCAAGCGAAGUUCAGAAAGUUUGUACCUCAAACCAUACAGAUGUCCGCCAAGAAAAUGAAAGAGAACUUGUCACGGCCAUGGGGCCUAUAUAUAGGGGUGGACCCCAGCCGUGACUCAGGUGUACACAGGAGUAAAUCUGUAAAUCCUCACCUCGGAUGUAUCCCUCCGCCGUGGAGUGAUACCAGUAAAUUGGAGGGAUCCAAUAUAGGGAAAUAUAACCACAUUUUAUGAUCACUCGCUGAUGUUUAUCUGUUUUUUAUGUGUCGCAUAUUGAAUGUCUUUCUGCUAUCAUAUUAUGUCGUAUAAUAGCAUUUCAAAAACAGGAUUGCAAGCGGUGGAUGGAUACCCAACUCAGAACUACAAAGUAAACUAAAAACAAUCUGAACAAAAUAGAAUUUCAGGAAAUUUCCUUUAAAACUGCGGUACGCCACUGAACCUUAUGCCAAAAUGCGGGCGGGGUCCCAGGAAUGAUAGGGUUAUUGUAUAAGGUGUAACUAAAGAUGGUUCCAUUGCCUUAUGCUUAGAGUUCAUACUGAAAUUAGCACAUAAGAGGUCUAAGCUGUGAAGGGAUGUUAUGGUAGGUUGAUCAACAUGUGCUAACAGUCUCGAGCAGUCAAAUCAUACUGGACAGUAUGUACUGGGACUAAGCUGAGGGAAUCUUUAGCCUAAAGAGUUGCAUGCAUGCCACUAAAGACAACAUACACUUUGGAGUAUCUGAAACAUCUGAAAGGGGUGACUAAUGAUUGUAAUAUUGAGCUACUCAAAGUGCAUAGUGCACUUUGAGUAGGUAAGCUAGGAAAAGAGGCAUGGUUUGGUUUGGUAUGCCUCUUCUGACUUUACAUGUAUUCCUGUGAAUUGCUACUAACUAAGAGGUUCUCCAUCCCCAGUCAUGUUUGAUACACAGCUUUCUCUCUCACUGUGAAAUGUUAUACUUCUGAAAUAGUUUAAUUCAAGUUCAUUUUACUCAUAUGUGGAGUGGAGGAAGUGAAUUGGUUUGACCUAUAUAGUUAUCAGUAUUCUUCUUUUGAACCUAUGCAAACCUUAGUACUGCAAUCCAUCAUCUGUCUGUGUUGAUGUGUCUUGGUGUCUGACGUAUUGUUUGGAGCUAAUGUUUAUCACUGUAUUCUGGCUGUUUGCAUGCACGGCGGAAGUACCCCUGUUAUUUUUAUGGUGAGUUUGUAAUCUAUCCUAUAUUUUAUUGAAACAACGGCAAUAAAGGCCUUUGUGAUGGAAAAUUGAAA
Salvelinus fontinalis (brook trout) is the source of this 8076-nucleotide messenger RNA. RefSeq names its product protein phosphatase 1 regulatory subunit 3E-like. Gene Ontology annotation, biological process: regulation of glycogen biosynthetic process. Gene Ontology annotation, cellular component: protein phosphatase type 1 complex. Bases 95 to 1018 code for a protein of 307 amino acids. The transcript has a single exon. Lineage: Eukaryota; Metazoa; Chordata; Actinopteri; Salmoniformes; Salmonidae. Gene Ontology annotation, molecular function: glycogen binding; protein phosphatase 1 binding. The record is from RefSeq and is a predicted model, not a curated record.